Tetrahymena thermophila SB210 is the source of this 1296-nucleotide messenger RNA. RefSeq lists its product as hypothetical. The transcript has a single exon. Lineage: Eukaryota; Ciliophora; Oligohymenophorea; Hymenostomatida; Tetrahymenidae. The record is from RefSeq and is a predicted model, not a curated record.
GAUAAGUUAUCAAAUUUUCUGAUUUAAAAAAAAUCAAAAUUUAAAAAAAUGAUUUAUAAUGAAAAUUCAGCUUUUUUUAUAAGUCAAAACAACGAUUUCCUAUAAAUUAAUCAACAUUAAAAUGAAGACGAUAGCAGAAUAAUUUAGGAAUCUAAAUAAAAUGAUUUUUAUGGUUAUUAAAAACAAAUUAAUGAUGAAUCUUAAAAUGUACUUAACUAGAUAAAAGUUUGCUAGGCUUAAAAUAUAUCAUUACUAUUUAAAUCACCUGCAGAAUAAAACAGCAUUAUUUUAUAUGGAGAUUUACUCAUAGAAGCUCGGAAAGACUUUGAUAAUAUUGAUUACACCUUACAAAUUUGUAAUAUAUACCUGUAAAAGAAAAGAGUAGUGUAGAUUAAUUAUGACAAGAAAGCCAACAUAAUUGAAAUGAUUUCUGAAAAUUUAACUUCAGGAUCAAGAAAUUUUCAGUAUGCUCAAUAAAUUUUGUUAAAAACAUAGAAUAAAACAAAUUAUAUGCUUGCUUAGCAUUUAUAAAUGCACGAGUAAAAGGUGAUUCAACAGAUUAAUAAAUAUCAAGCUUUUUUAGCAGAUAAUGAUGAAGAUAUUCUUUAUUAAGCUUAAGCAGAAUUCUUUUAGAAUAUGAAGCAGUAACUAACAUAAAAUAUAUGCAAGAAUGAAUUUGAUUUUUUUUGUUAUACAUCAUUCAGUUAUAUUGAUAAAUAAGACUUGGGAUUUCCUAUUUAAAAAUGUUAAGGAAUUAAUGAGGCAGCAUGUGCUUUAUUUGGAAUGGAUGCUUCAUAGUCAAUAGAGUUAUUAUAAAGAUAUGGCUUUAUAGAAGUUAUUAUCAAAAGAGGAUUUCCUAAAGAUAUGUAGGAAUAAGAGCCUUUUGGCCAUAUUUUUAUGAUGUAAAAUUAAGAAUCUUUUAUUUAAAUAAAACAAUUAUUUAACUCAGAUUCCUAUGCUAAAACUAUUGAUGGAAUUACAAUUAGGCUAAGAAUGGAGCUUAAUUAAGCAACUUAAGUUUAUAAUGGAUAUAUUAUAUCAAGCUUUUACUAUUCUUAAUUUAUAAUAAAAGAUUAAGAAAUAGAGAGAGUUUUAUAAAUUAGGUCGUCAGGCUCUCAUAUUAAUUCUUCAGAUAAUAUUUUAGAUCUGCUCCUUAGAGAAAAUAUUUAUUCUACAUUUGCAAAAAAAUUUGGAAAUUUCAUAUCAAAUCCUUAAAAUUUUAAAUAACCAUGUUAAUAAGAUUUAUUUCCCGAAAAAACUUGUAAAUAUAAUCUGAUCUAAAAACCUGUUUAAUGA